GGGCGGGGGAGCAUCACUUCGCCGCGAGCCGAGGAGGAGGAGGAGGAGGAGACGGGGCGGGCGCGGCGGCGGCGGCAGCCCAGCCCAGCCCAGCCCGGCUCCAUGCGUGCCCGGCUCUUCCGCGCAGACACUUUCCCCACUCGCAGCUCUCCUGGCUGGGAAGGAGGCGGCGGCGGCAGCAGCGAGGAGGAGGAGGAGGAGGAGGACACGCCGGGCGGAGAUGCGCCGCUGAGAGCGCCGGGCUUGCGCCGGUGGCGGGGCGCGCGGCUGCCAGGUGGCAUGGGACUAGAGAGCCGGCUAAGAAGCUGAGACGAUGACCACACACCCUUCUUUGGAGGCAGAAUAUCUUUCUUUCUUUCUGUGGGCCCAACCUGGAUUGAUUUGAGGACUUCAAUGAUGAAGCUGACCUGCAUGUUCUCCUUCAUCCUGCUGUUCGGGGCAGCGGGCCUUCUCGUCUUCAUCCACCUGCAGGAUCCAGAAGAAAUUGUCCAUCAGCAAACACCAGGAAUCAGAUAUAACAUGGGAUCACAGCAACCCAAAAAAGACUGCACAUCCAGCAACAAUCAGGAUGGGAAAAUGCAAGGAAAUGGUGCUGAUGAAUUCCCAAUGGCACACCAGAGGGCUUCGCUGUACUCCGUGCAGGACAGACCUAUGAAGCAUCACGGCACAGACGUAAAGCAGAACAUAUUGUUUGUGAUUAAGGACCAUCAGAAGAAAGGUGCAGGAGCCAAUUUGAUCAGGACUCAUAAACGACGGAGGAGAUUCGUCAUCCAAAAGAGCCCCAUCUUAAUUGCAAUGAACAGCUCCAAUCGCAGCCUGCCCGCUCUGAAAUUGGAGGACCGAAAUGAUGUCAAGUGGAAAAGUCUCUACAAGACCCAAAGAGAGAGAAAGCGGAUCAUGAGAGACACAUGCUCCAAAUAUAAGAGCAACCACAAAAGGAUAAUCACACCGUAUCAUGUUUCGAGGAUAUUUGUGGAAGAUAAGUAUCGGAUUUUGUACUGCGAAGUUCCCAAAGCUGGCUGUUCCAACUGGAAGAGGGUGCUCAUGGUUCUUAAUGGAUUGGCCUCCUCAACCAAGGUGAUUCAACACAACACAGUGCAUUAUGGGAACUACCUGAAAAGGUUGGAUGGUUUUGACCACAAAGGAAUCAAUCACAGACUCAAUACUUACACUAAGAUGCUCUUUGUUCGUGAACCUUUCGAAAAGCUGGUCUCGGCAUUCCGAGACAAGUUUGAGCACCCCAACAAUUACUACCAUCCUGUUUUUGGCAGGCCCAUUAUUUCGAGGUACCGAGUCAAUGCCACAGAGGAGGCACUGAGGACAGGUUCCGGGGUAACUUUUAAAGAGUUCCUUCAAUACCUUCUAGAUGUGCACAGGCCUGUGGGCAUGGACAUCCACUGGGAUCACGUCAACAGACUCUGUAGUCCCUGUUUAAUAGACUACGAUUUCAUAGGUAAAUUUGAAACCAUGGAGGAAGACGCCAACUUCUUCCUGCACUUAAUCAAUGCACCACAAAAUUUGACUUUCCCAAGGUUUAAAGACAGGCAUUCUGACGAGGAGCGAACCACCACCCAGAUUACCCAGCAAUAUUUCACACAGCUUUCCCCUUCUCAAAGGCAACGCAGCUACGACUUCUAUUAUAUGGAUUAUCUGAUGUUCAACUACUCAAAGCCUUUUGGAGACUUGUAUUAACAGUGGAAGAGUCGAGAAAAAUUGGAACACCUCUUAUGCAAGCAAGUUUGUGUAAACGUCAUUCCAGCUGUGCCCACUGGCAAAUAAGUGAAGGGCAUCUACACCACAGACUUAAGCUGACGAAUCAGUCAUUCUCUCUCCCUAGGGAACCCUGGGAAGUGUAGUUCUGUGGGGAGGGAUCUCUAACUAAGAAUUCCCAGCAACCUCCUUAACCUGAGGUCCCAGAGCAUGGUCCAAAGUAAUACGAUACGGCCACCUUGCUGAAGCUCAGCAGGUCUUGGUGUGGUCAGUGCUGGAGGGCACUGCAUCUGCUUUGCAUGCAGAAGGUCUCAGGUUCAGUCCAUGGGGUCUGCUGCCAGUCAGUGUAGACAAUACUGAGCUAGAUGGACCAAUGGUCUGACUUGGUAGAAGGCAGCUUCCUAUACUCCCAAUUUUCUUUGCAGAGAAGUCACGAGCGUUAACUGGUAUAAAACCUGCACAGGUGUGUAGUGUAGAUCUGCCCUACCUGAACUCCCUCGUUCAGGACUUGAUUGCUGAUACUCUUUGGAAGCACAACCAAUCCUACUUUGUCCAAGGAUCGCCAGUGAUCUCCAAUAUUGCAACAACACAUCUCUCCAUGUGUUUUAAAAAGCUCUUAUUGAGAAACAAUUGACCUGAUCAAAAGAGGUCACUAUCAACCAGGGGAGGGCUGGAGCUCAAUGGUAGAGCCCAUGCUGGGAGCACAGAAGGCCCCAGGCUCCAUCAAGGGCAGGUUCUCCAGCAGCCAGGUAGGGAUGUGAAAGAGCCCCCUCUCUUAAACCCAGGAGGGCUCUUGCCAGUCCCUGCAGCCAUGACAGACCUAGAGGACCCAUGGCCCAAGGCAGCUCCCUAUCUCCAGAUUCUUAGGCUUUCACAGUCAACGGGGGAGGAGCGUCAGUUGUCUGUGCCUGUUUGUGGUAUCCGCUUGGCAGUUCGAAAGGAUCUUUUCCUUUUUUCCCCCCCACAGCUGCAGCAUUAAAAAAAAUGAAGAUAGACCAUAACUUGCAAUUUGUGGUGUUUACCUGUGCACCUUAACUGCCUCCAUCUCAUCAUAAUUUUUUCUAUAAUUUCUACAUUUGGUAUAUUUAUACAUCUCCUGGCAGGGCUCCUAAUAAAGCACAUACGUUUUUCA
Molecule: messenger RNA, 2842 nt
Organism: Hemicordylus capensis (graceful crag lizard)
Lineage: Eukaryota; Metazoa; Chordata; Lepidosauria; Squamata; Cordylidae
Gene: CHST8
Product: carbohydrate sulfotransferase 8
Exons: 4
Coding region: 394-1692 (432 amino acids)
Biological process (GO): proteoglycan biosynthetic process; carbohydrate biosynthetic process
Cellular component (GO): membrane
Molecular function (GO): sulfotransferase activity
Source: RefSeq, a predicted model, not a curated record